This is a messenger RNA of Laccaria bicolor S238N-H82, 522 nucleotides long. RefSeq lists its product as uncharacterized. Bases 1 to 363 code for a protein of 120 amino acids. Lineage: Eukaryota; Fungi; Basidiomycota; Agaricomycetes; Agaricales; Hydnangiaceae. The record is from RefSeq and is a predicted model, not a curated record. The transcript is spliced from 4 exons.
AUGCCUCCUCUUCACCAGCUGAUGAAUGAUCUGUUCAUUGGAAGCUACUGGCCUCUCACGCGAAUUCUACGGCAUCGAAUUGCUCCACUGCAUCAGCUUCGUACCUUGUUUGGCGUUGCAAUCAAGCUCAAAUCGGUAUUCGACCUGAUCCAAGCAGCGGAAAAGGCAGGCAACCAAAGUCUGGAGGAGAAGAAGAGGUUGGAGGAACAGGCGGCUGCCAAGAAGAUGUCACAGGCGUUGUUCAAGGGAACGAAACAAGAAGUCGCNUAUAUCCUCCGCGAGACGUGCGACCGCCCUCCCCUCCCAUUCUGCUAUACUACGCGAAAAGGCCCUGUUGAGGGCUGUGGCACUGCAGAUCCUUAGAGAGGCGUGAAUGAAUGUUAAAAAGGACGCGCCUGAGCCUGGGAGCGAUUAUGGGAAGAUUGAUAUGAGGAGUAGUCGCGUGAGGGAGGACGGAAGGACAUGAGCGGCCCAAUAGUUGUGUUCAUGAAUAUCAUCCCAGAAUAAACCAUGUUUUUGUGU